Molecule: messenger RNA, 495 nt
Organism: Eucalyptus grandis
Lineage: Eukaryota; Viridiplantae; Streptophyta; Magnoliopsida; Myrtales; Myrtaceae
Exons: 1
Coding region: 1-495 (164 amino acids)
Source: RefSeq, a predicted model, not a curated record
AUGGCGCUGAGAAUCCACGUCCUUCCCCUGCACGCCCUGCCCCGGCCCCCGAAAUCCCGCCUCCUCCCCCUCCGUUUCGACCCCCGCAAGCCGCUUCCCGCCUCCGUGUCGUGCAGGGCCAAGAGGCCCACCGGCGACGCCGACAUCGCGUCCGCCCUGGCGGAGGAGGUCGCGAGGGUGCACGCCCAGAAGAAGCAGAAGGACGAGGCCCUGGGGAAGGGCCGGGCCCUCCUGUUCGCCGAGUUCUGCGGCUACUUCUCCCUGAGGGAGGACGAGCUGAGGAGGAGGUGGGAGAGGAUGGAGAACGGCGAGCGGAGGAAUAUGGCGGCGGAGUUCGUGUCGAAUUGGAGCGCCGAUUUCCAUCCCCUGUCCGCGAGGUCCGUCGUGGAGAUGGUCGAGGAGCACCUGCGGCGAGAAAAGAAGCCGUCUUUCUCGGACGAUUCGGCGUUUUUUCCUAGUUUGAAGAGAUUGAUGGGCUUGGGGGAGAACAAGUGA